AUGACAAGAAUUGUUUUCAGGUCAAUUACAAGACCACUUGGAUUAGUUGCAUCUCGUACUGCAGGUAUUCGAUAUUACACAGCAGGUGCAUCAACAACAACACCACCACCAACAACAAAAAUAGGCAAACCAUCACCUGAAAAUGAUACGACCCAUUUUGGAUUCAAACAAGUGAAUAGGUCAGAAAAGGAGAAUUUAGUUGGAGGCGUGUUCUCCUCAGUUGCCUCAAAUUAUGAUUUAAUGAAUGAUGUUAUGUCUAUGGGUGUACACAGAUUAUGGAAAAACCACUUUAUAGAGCGGUUAGAUGCAGGUAUGAGACCAAGUUCAACUGAACCUUUAGAGUUUCUUGAUGUUGCCGGGGGUACAGGAGACAUUGCAUUUGGCUUAUUGGAGCACGCAGCUAACAAGUAUGGAGAUUAUCUGAGUAAAGUGACUGUAGCAGAUAUUAACCCCGAUAUGUUAAGAGAGGGACAGAACCGCUAUUUACAAACAAAGUGGGCUCAUGAAGAUGGACCUAGCCGUGUUGAAUUUUUGGUUCAAAAUGGGGAAACAAUGGAUGCAAUUCCCGAUAACUCAAAGGAUAUUUAUACUAUUGCAUUUGGUAUUAGAAACUUUACAAAUAUUCAAAAAGGGUUGGAUACAGCUUACAGAGUUUUAAAACCCGGCGGAAUCUUUGCAUGCUUGGAAUUUUCCCAAGUUGAAAAUCCAGUGCUUGACUAUGCUUAUCAAGCAUACUCAUUUUCAUUAUUGCCAUUGAUGGGCCAAUUGAUUGCUGACGAUAGAGAGCUGUAUCAAUACCUUGUUGAAAGUAUUCAAAAAUUCCCAAAACAAGAAGAGUUUAAAUCAAUGAUUGAAAAAGCCGGUUUCUAUGUUCCUGAACCAGGUUAUGAAAAUUUGACCUUUGGUGUUGCAAGUAUACACAUUGGAAUAAAAUUGUAA
Lodderomyces oxycetoniae is the source of this 939-nucleotide messenger RNA. RefSeq names its product 2-hexaprenyl-6-methoxy-1,4-benzoquinone methyltransferase (gene COQ5). The transcript has a single exon. NCBI's taxonomy places the organism in Eukaryota, Fungi, Ascomycota, Pichiomycetes, Serinales, Debaryomycetaceae. The record is from RefSeq and is a predicted model, not a curated record. Gene Ontology annotation, molecular function: methyltransferase activity. The coding region runs from base 1 to 939 and encodes 312 amino acids. Gene Ontology annotation, biological process: ubiquinone biosynthetic process.